Molecule: messenger RNA, 9625 nt
Organism: Diachasmimorpha longicaudata
Lineage: Eukaryota; Metazoa; Arthropoda; Insecta; Hymenoptera; Braconidae
Gene: Antp
Product: homeotic protein antennapedia-like
Exons: 3
Coding region: 1883-2932 (349 amino acids)
Biological process (GO): negative regulation of transcription by RNA polymerase II; anterior/posterior pattern specification
Cellular component (GO): nucleus
Molecular function (GO): DNA-binding transcription factor activity, RNA polymerase II-specific; RNA polymerase II cis-regulatory region sequence-specific DNA binding
Source: RefSeq, a predicted model, not a curated record
GUUAACGUGUGAUGAUUAAAUAUUUUUCAGUAAUUUAACGAUAAAUCCGUUGGUUAUACACGACAAGUGGCAUCAGCAUAUGAACGACGAUAAUCGUGAUAAACAAAAACCGUCAUUAGGAUCACCUGAUUAACCAGUCAUGGUGAAGAAACGCUCUGGAUACUCCAGUGGCCGUGAUUACUCCUUCUGGUUACGUAUGUUCGCGGAGACAAUCUAGUGAUUUAACAUUGCAAACUGCUUCCUCAUUCCAUCAACAAACCAACCAGAAUUAUCUUUGGGGAUUCAUCGUCAUUGGGACUGAGUUUUUUUUGCUGAUUUGAGAAGCAGCACGUGUACCUCAUUUGUGCGACAAACGUAGUCCACUUGGGAAGCUAGUGCUCAAGUGCCAAAAAGUCAACCGACCAGCCGAUGCUCCUUCGCCCAGCAAAAACCAUCACAUCCUCUUCGACAACACUGGAAGGAGAAGCUAUUUGAGGAGUUACCCCGUCGAACGAGUCUCGAUGUGACAUUACAUUCCUACCGGUGGUCAACUGUCAUCCGUGACGAGCACUCGGAAUUUUCAGUUAAAAACAUCACGCGUUUCGCUUGUGGAGUCCACCGCCAAGUGACGGGGAAAAAAUUGAGAAGAAUAAGUGGGAUUUUUUUGUUUUUUGAUGGAAGUGCAUGAGGUUUGCAUAGUGAAGGGAGUUGCGACGCCGUCGCGUCACAUCGUCACACUUGAAUCAUAAAUUUACACGCAUUAAUAAGUCGAGGUGUCUAUGAACUGUAUGUUGCGGUAGAAAAGUUGCGGGCUUAUUUUUUAUAAUUCUUCAUGGGCAGGUGAAGGAACUGAAGGGGUGUGACAAUAUACACGUAUUUUAAGGGAAGUUUUACGAAAAUUGGGACUCAUCCAAUGCCGAUGACCCAGUGACACUGAUAAAUCAUUCUCCGGUGGUGCAGCAUCAUCCGGUGAAGUUGAUAAAUAAGGGAACUGAGGAAAUUAACGGGGUGAUGUGUAAUGGUUCAUUAAUAUAUUUACAUAACAGUGUGAAGAGUUACACACCCACUGGGACAAAUGUUGCUACUAUUUCAUUUGUCGUUAAAUAUUGGGACGUCACGGUGACUGUCGGCAGCGACGGCAGUCACGGCAACGUCGACCAAGGAGCCGUCACUGACGGCACAGAAUUACCGAUAUUAUUUGAUAAAUCGAGGUACAGUGGUUGGAGGAAGUGUAGAAAUUGGAGUAAUUCGUGUUAUCCGUCACAACGGGGUCCAGCGCCGGGGAGAAUACAGGGUCCCCGGUGCAGGGAGACAAGGCCGAGGAACCAGGGGGCAUAGCAACGGCCCUGAAGACGCGGGCACGGAUCAUAGCCCCCUCUGUCAGGGGCACUAGUCACUGGCGACGGAGAAGACGGAAAAAGAGACGACGACGUAGGUGCGGCGUAGCGUCGUCAUCAGACUGGACGGAAGAUCAGAAAUCAUCGUUCCCAGCGGCAGUCCACGACUGUGAACAGACGAGGAACUCUGACAAGUGAAAAAUUUCCCCCCUCCCCAAUACCCUAAAGAGUUGAAAAAAUAUCGUGCCCUCCCCCAUCGCUUGAUAACUUAAGGUUCUGCAGUGCUCUAGUUAUCCAUCAGUGAUGACAAGUGUGCUAGUGAUGAUUAGUGAUAAAUAAUACAGAAAGAGGAAUAAGUGGUAUCAGUGUAUCCAACGCGAGUACAAAUAUAAAAAGCUAGAGGAUCAAUGAAAAGGCAAAAAAUUCCAGUGUAAAUUAUUUCGUGAUUUUAGUGUACGUGUUUUGUGUACAGUGUUAACCAAGAAAAGAAAAAAGUGACGACAAAAAAAAAGCAAUUGUGUUGAACAAAAAGGAAACGUGCGAAUACUGGUGGAUAGUACAGUAGCAUGAGUUCGUAUUUUGCGAAUUCGUAUAUUCCGGACCUGCGCAAUGGCGGGGUGGAUCAUCCCCAUCAGCAUCAGCAGCAUUAUGGGGCUGCAGUGCAGGUGCCCCAGCAGGGCCAGAGUGUUCAACAGCAGCCACAACAGGCAGCUGAUCCAUGUGAUCCAAGUAUGCUCAGACAAGGUGUACCAGCCCACCAUUAUGGUGCAGCUGGUACCCAACAAGGUAUACCAUACCCAAGAUUUCCACCCUACGACAGAAUGGACAUACGAAAUGCCGCGUAUUAUCAACAACAACAGGACCACGGAAGUCUUGACGGAAUGGGUGGAUACAGAUCAACAUCACCUGGAUCGGGUAUGGCCCAUAUGGGCCAUACACCAACGCCAAAUGGUCAUCCAUCAACGCCAAUUGUCUAUGCGAGUUGCAAGCUCCAGGCGGCGGCGGUGGAUCAUCAGGGUAGUGUCCUCGAUGGUGCGGAAACACCGCCCCUCGUUGACACACAAAUGCAUCAUCAAAUGCAUGCGCAACAUCCACACAUGCAGGCCCAACAGUCCCAAGCACAUCAGCAACAAUCACAGCAUCAGCAUAUGCAAACGCAACAGCAACACAUGAUGUACCAGCAACAGCAACAAGCAAACAAUCAACCACAAGGUGGUAUGUUGCCACAACAACAGGCGCAAGCGCAGCAACAUCAGGGUGUUGUUGCAUCGCCGAUUGGACAACAACAACAAGGCCCACCACAAAGCUCCGGCAACUCCAAUCUACCGAGUCCACUCUAUCCCUGGAUGAGGAGUCAAUUUGAGAGGAAAAGAGGACGACAAACCUACACGCGUUACCAGACCCUAGAGCUGGAGAAGGAGUUCCACUUUAACAGAUACUUGACAAGGCGGCGGCGUAUAGAAAUUGCCCAUGCCCUAUGUCUAACCGAACGACAAAUUAAAAUAUGGUUUCAAAAUAGACGAAUGAAGUGGAAGAAGGAGAACAAAACGAAGGGUGAGCCGGGCUCGGGUGAUGGUGAUACCGAUAUAUCACCUCAAACAUCGCCACAGGGUUGAGAGCCUCAAUGAAGAGUCGAGGUCUUCCAAAGAGCUUCUCAUCUCUCAGGGUCCCACCGCGAACCUGUCUCCAGCACUACCUCCAAUCUUCCCACCUGACCCUCUCCACUUUACCCUCAGUCGAUAGCAGAACUCCCCCUCCCCCAAUGCUCCCUGUCUUACCAGCCCCUGUCCCUCCCGCCCUUCCCUCCUCGCGAUUCGCAAAUGAAUGAUCUCCCACGCGAUAUGACCUCCAAAUGAUCCCUCAGCAAUGACGCUUAUCUUGUCGUGUUAAUUCAAGUUGCUCGUACCAAAAAGAUGACAAAGAAAGAAUGAAAAAAGAAAUGAAGUACAUAAAAUGUGAGAAGAGUGAAACAAUAUGGAGUUUGGCCGAGAGUUGGUGGACGAAAGAGAGAAUGAAAUUUAAUGAGGCAAAUGAAGUCACGGGAAUGCGCAAUUUCAUAAGGAUUACAAAAAUAAUAACAACAAAAGAAAAUGAUUAUGUGAAUUUUAGAAAUGACGGAUUAAAUUGCAAAUGCGAUAUUUGAAACUAAAACUGGAUCACAUGCUAAUCAGAACCGCGUUAACCUCUAUUACGUUUAAUCGAAAUGUAAUUUACGAAAGCCUAUAUAUAGAGAUAAUGAAAAAAAAAAUAUACGUAACUUAAAAAAAAAUAAUGCGUGAUGAGAGUGUGAGAGACGAUGUAUGAGUAAUUGUGUGAAUUUGAAUAAUUAUUAUGAUGCGAUUUUGACGAAUGACUUGUGAGAGUAUGAAGAUUGUGGGUAAUUAUUAUAGAGGAUGCGUUUCUAUUAUUUAUUCUCUUACUUCGUACAUAAAAAAGAAAACAAAUGGAAUAAAUAAAUAAUUAUGUAGAAAUGCGUAUUAGGCGUUUUUUGCUCGUGUAGAUAAUGGUUAUCUAUUGCGUCUCUAUUAGCGAUAGAUGAGCGUUAUAGUAAUUUAGAAAUGAUGAAAUACAAAAUCGUUUAGAUAGAUUUUAUUUACAAAAGAAAACAAACCGCGACAGCUCGGCGAGGGUAAAGCAUUAAAUAUUCGUGCCAAUGGUGUUCCAAAUGUUCAGUGACAAUGGUUUUCGUUGUUUUUAAAGUGAGUGAAAUAAUCCAGUGAUUAAUUGAAUGGUGAUGGUGGCGCCAUCGGGGAUUCAUCGUCAGCUUCAUCAACAAGGUCAGUCCUGUUGUAAAACAUCAGGUCCAUUUUUUUUUUUAUUAUUAAUGUCAACGAAAUUCAAUGCUCGUGCCCGCUGCAAAAAAAUUGUGUACAUAAAUGAUUGGAAUUUUAACGAGGAAAUUUACCCCUGCUCUGCAGACGCGAGGCCAAGUUACCAGUGACGUAAUGUAGAUUUUUGAUAAGGAGAAUGCGGGUGUGAAAGCGCAUGACAAUUUUUUUAUGGGACUACGGGAGGAGAUUUAAUUGAUGAAAUUAUGAGCGGGAAAAAAAUAUUGCGGAAAAUGAACAUGGGCCUCUGGUACAGAGGCCCUGAAUUCACUCUUAGGGGUUUAUUGUUGGAAUUAAUGGGCUGUUUGGGCCUCAUAUGGUCCGAUUGGGUCUUGUAUGACCUGAUUGGGCCUCGGUGGCCCAUAUUUGUCCCCCUUUGGGUCUGUGAAUUCCAUGAAAAUCCUUUCGGCAGCAUUUGCUCUCGUUGGGACUCUCAUGAACUCUUUGAGCCGCGUCUGGGCCUUACUAGGGCUCCUCAACCCUCAUCUGGGUCUUCUGGGCCGCACAUGGGUUUCCUAGGCCCGAAAAAACACUUCCUUCCAUAAUUAUUGCAUUGUCACAUAGUAAACAUCUCAAUUUUUUUAAUUUCAUCUGGGUUAUCAUUUCUUGGGACAUAUUUUUCCUCGAAAUCAUUUUUCCAUCAAUAAUUUCCUCCCGUAAUUCUGACCAAAGCCCCUUCAACUGCAUAUAUUUUACGUUUAAUUAUAUUUCUAUCCCGGUGAUUAAUGAAAUUGAAAAACGGAGUGGGUGAAAUUAAUCGCAGUCGAGUGGGCAUUCAGCCAAAUUUUUCGGAAAUCACGAAAACCACCCCCAGCCGUCCUUGAAAAAUAUAUUGAAAAAUAAAUAAUCUGGCAUGCAGGAUUGAUAUUCAAAAUGAAAUAUUUUAUAAAUCGAAGUGAACAAUUGGAUUGAUUUUUCGAAAUAUUUGGCUGAAUCUAAAAAAAAAGUCAGGUGUUCUUACCCAAGUUGCGUGUAAAAAUAAUCGACUUCCAAGGACCAAAGUGAAAGAUAAACACAAAAAAAAAUUGUUCCCGGAAGCCGAAGUAUGAGAAAAUAACAAAAAUCCGCCGCGGCGACUUCUGUGCUGUGUUGUUACAUUAGUUUCUCGACACUUAGUUUCUAUUAUCAUUAAUUAUGAAAUAAUUAUGAGAUAACGAUAUACGUAAUGAUGAGGAUACAAUGGUAAAUUAAAGUGUGGGGGGGAAUGACAUUCAAAAUUAAAUGCGGACAUUCAUUCUCACUGGGGUUGGGGCGAUGAUAUAACGUUUGAACUGAUAUACGUAAUGACAUGGUCCAACUCGUUUUCGAGUGCGCGACUGGCCUUUCUUUCCUGAGAGAUUUAUUUAUGUAAAAAUAAUGGUGAAUUGAUUAUUGAUAAAAUCAAUGGUUUCGAUUGUUCCACACGCCUAUUGCUGCUGCAACAAAGACACAUUGCGAUAGAAAGAGAGAAAAAUCCCGGAAAUGUUGAUGAAUUUCAUGGAAUAUUCACAUGAACAAUGACUUACAAAAUGAACUCAUUUUUCAAACAUUUGUCGGAACUUUCUGACCCUUAUCAGCUUCUGGUCUUUAUCUGUUACUUACUUUUUCGAUAAUUAUACUGAUUUUUAUGGUUGUUAUUUUGGAAUCUUCGUUUAAUAUUUCUUUUUUGUAAUUUUUUUCUCAUUUCAUAUUUUGUAUUUCAUCUUUGUCUGAACCUUGUCAAUCCUAUGGACCAUCAUUGGCCUUGAUCCAUGCCCCCCGUGCAUUAUAACCCUUAUUCUGGGACUUAUUCUCCAUGAAAUUUUAUGCUCCGUAAAAAUUAACUUCUACAAAAAUUUAGGAAUUUUUCUCUCUCAGUGAAUUCGGAAAUUUCGGUUCUCGUGAAUAUUCAAAAAUCAUUAACGGUUAACAUCCUCGAUAAGCAUCUUAACUGAUGGUAGUAUUGAAAAGCAGGGGAGGGGCACGGCCUUGCCCAAACAAAGAGACAAUACAUAACCUUCACGCCUUCAUUGUAUUCGAUUUACGAGACAAUUGCCCCAUCACUUUUAACUUAUGUCUCUAUUAUCAUCGUUAGUUUCUCCUUUUAGACCUACCGGCGAUAAUAUUCUUGUCUCGACACUACUAUUCACUAAAAUAUUUUCAAAUUCUACUAAUUAAAAAAAUCCCAAAUCUUAUACAAUUCGACGCACCAAAAACUACUUUUCUGCACUCGGAUCGAAACUCUUUUGUGACACCUGCUUCAAAAAGUCACUUUUCGAAACGACUGGCUGUUUCUAAAAUUUCUGUUUUACAUGCGAAGUCGCGUAAAGUGCGUAAAGCUCCUUAUGGAUAAAACCCAGCUUUACGUAUUCGUCAUUCACUUUCCGCACGACCUUGAACUUUACUCGCUCUCUGCACAAAACAAUCUUUUCACCCUCUUUACCGUUUCGCUGAGGAACUGGACAGGUGUCACAAAAAAUGACAGGUGCCCUUUCACGUUCGCGUCCGAAAAAGUGGUGCUUUGCGGCCUCGUAACGGAAUAUGGUACUUUACCACUGGGCCCGAUCACAUUCACUCAAUAUUACGGUUCAUCGGGUCGAGUGAAAAAAGACAGAGAAAGGAAAAUAAUAUUUUUGAACGUAAAUUCGAUUGCUUCGUUAUUUCAAGUAUCGCUUGGAAUUCUUAACCGUUAACGUUCGGGGGAGAAUUCAUGGGAAUCGAAAUAGGGCGGCAGGCGUGUCCAUUGUUGCAGCGGGCGGGGGCAGUGGUGAAAUUCGAUCGUCCUACAAAUGUUUUCUCUCUUUUUUCUCUCAUGAUCACACGAUGGGGGAAAAAUAAGAGACUUGCUAUGGCCACGAACGCUACGAAAAGAUUGACCGCACAAUUUUUACCGCGGAGAUGUACAUAAUUCAUAUUUUACUUGGGAUUGUAUAGGGAUAACCUCAAAAAACCCGUGAAAUGACGAGUGAAAAAAUAUAAUGGGUGUUAAAUAAUAACCCCGUAAUAUUAUUUAGUUACGUAAUAUUUAUUAGUAUGAUGUUACAGGUUAUUGUGAACCUUCAUUUAUUUUGUUUUUACCGAAGAUCUAAUGGAUAUUUUUUACUAUAAAAAAAUCAACGUGAAGAUGAAUAUAUGCGUACUUAUAGAUAGUCCGAAAUGUGCAAAAAUUUUAAUAAAUUUUUCGUUUUCUCUCACCUUUGUUUUAUGUAUAUUUUCUUUCAUUUUACUGUGAAAUAUUUCUGACACUCAAAUCGACUUGCCAAAAGUAACAUUUCAUUCAUCAUGUGUAGUCCGAAUUCUGCAUAAACUGCAUCGGAUAAUAAUUUUAGGUUUUAUUUUUUUAAUUUGUUAUGAAUGUGAUUUUCAUCGGAGUGACUCCAUGUCCUCGCUCGCGCUUCAUGUACAAGAAUUUCUGGUUUUUCUGUCACCUUGUGACAACUGCAGAUAUCGCCGAAACGAGACAUUUUUUUCACAUUUUUUAAAAUUAAUUGUGAAAGUGAAGUAAGAUUUCACUGUUGAUGUUCAUUCAAUCAUUAUAUACUUGAUGAAGAAUCUAUUCGAUUAUUAUUUCUCUUCAAUUCGAUAUCGGCAGGGCAAUGGGAUUGUGAGAGGCGACGCCUGACGUCGUUCCAUCGAAUUCGCAAGAACCGCAUUUCUGUAUACGAUACCGCGUAGGUAAAGUAGGUACCUGUUAAAUAGAAAUAAAAAGAUAAUACAUUAAUGAGCAUUAGAGAGAGGUGUAAGUGUAACAAUUAUUUAUUACGAGAGUAAAAUAAAUAAACAAUGUACGCCAAGUACAAACCUGCGCGGAUUUUCAUGUAUAAAUGGAGCGACGGGGUGUCAGAUGGGAUGGGAGGGAUGAUCAUUCGUACUCGAUGGAUUUUUGGGCCGUAAAAUUACUGAACAAUGACAUGACAAUAUGCAAAAAUAGGGCAGCAUAUGGAAAUUCUGAUUUGGAGAUUUUUCUAUUUUUGUUCACAUGAGUAUUUUGGAAACUUUGCACCGCCAUUUUGUCUGAGUUCUGCUCAAUUUUCAUGGCACCGUUUUUUGUUCAACCCUCCACUUACGGCGUCGAACAUCGAUUACUUCAAAAUCGUUCAAGAAUAAUUUAUCCGGUCAAAAUAAUUCGAUAUAUGAGUACUGUUGCUUAAUUAGUCAGUGGUUGUAUAAUUUUUCACGCAGAAAUAAUUGAAUUCAAGUCAUAUUGAGCUUUGGAAAAAAAAUUGGAGUGAAUCAACAUUAGUCGGUGCCCGAAUCACUCCACACGGAAUUUCUUUAGUUUGUUCUUGGCUUAAAUAUUGGAAUCGGCUAAAAUAACUAUUUUAUUGAUUCCGAAAAAUCAUAACCUCAUUUAUGUGAACAUCAAUUCAGUUUUGGGAGGGCUAAAUCGUCCGAGAGAUGGCGUUCAUCGUCUCUGCUCUUCAAAAUUAAAUAAAUGAAAUUGACUCAGAAUUGAAACGUAAUCAACGUAAAUAUUUAAAUGAAGAAAAUUUUUGAUACGUCUCCAGCAGAAAAAAUAGAUUCAUUAUUAUGAGAAUUGCUUAGACUCGUGACGUACGAUCGGGGUGUGGCUCAAGGUCGCGUUAUUGAACGUCACGUAAAAUUCCAAGCGUUGACACGUAGUUGGCAUUCCAUCCACGUCCGGGAUUAGUUUGUCCAAUCUCUGGGGAUGAGGAACUACUCUCCAUUUCCAUACUCACACAGGCAGAAUAUAACACGUGAAAAUCAUUGCCCGGCCGAGUAAAACGACAUGUACAUACGAGGGAAAAUUUCGAAAAGUCAUUAGCGAAGAGGAAAACUAUUUAAGUUGACUUCCACUGUUGGUCAUUGUCGGGUGAAUAUCUCCGAAUCUAAUCGAGAUAGCAAAAUUUUUAUAAGGACCUUUUUUGUAGCCCUCGAUUCGGAUCACAAAAAAGCUCUUUCGAUAAUUUUCGUAUCUGGUUCAGAUUCCAAGAUAUUCCUUGAAACGUGAGACGAGAGACAAGUCGGCUUGGACCGUUGGCUUCGCUACUGAAUCCGUGAUGACGAGGGGAAAAUAAAUGCCGAGAAUAACUUAACGAACAAUUAUUGACGAUAAUUAAAAGAGGAAAAGUAUAAAUAUUAGUACUAUUUACGAUUGCAAGUAAACGUAUAUAAUUAUUUUGUAGUGUCUCCGCAAGUAUGUAAACUAAAUGUACACAAUUAAAUGAAAGAUGAAAAUAUGAAAAAAAUUGGACAUAACGGCGACAACCACUACAACGAGUACGAAAUAAGAGAUGUAUGGUGAUUAAAAAAUUUAAUAAAAGUUGGAUAAACGAGCGAAUGACCAGGCGGAGUCUGACUUCGUCAACAAAAUAAAGAAAUAAAAAUCGAUGAGCAAUUGAUAACACGUGAACGAUAACCAUAAUAGUAUUAUGGCUAUUAUGUCGAUGAGUCUAAAAACCAUAUUGUAUUAUAUAUAAGAGUCUGUCCAUAUUAAUAAUAACGAUAUUAAUUAUAAUAACUGUGUUUGGAAACGAGAAAUAAAUUGUGGUUGAAUAUGAA